ACACUCAAACAUUUUCCACGUCAGUAGGUUUACAGGCUGAGUCGCCAGCAUCAGAUAGAUAGCCGGUUAGAAAGCUACAUUGCCAAAACCUCGUAGUAGGUCGUGAAAUACCAAGCUAAGGCAUGGAUUUCAUGUGUGCAGCUGUUUAAAAUGUAAAUGCUCAAUCAACUGUAAUGUUAAAGAGCAUAACAUCAAUAUUGUGGUCACUGAAAUUGUUGUUUUUGGUCAAUAGUAGCUAGUUGAUUGGCUAGCUAACUUAAUCAGUUGAAAAUCUGCAGAACGCCAUCUUGGAUUCGCACCCGAACAGAUUUCAACAUGGUGGACAAAAAUAUCUACAUUGUUCAAGGGGAGAUCGCGACAGUAGUCGGAGCCAUCAAGAGGAACUCCAGGAGCACACACACACCCCUGGAUGAAGAACAAGACCCUCUUCUCAACAGCUUUAGCCACCUGAAAGAAGUCCUCAACAACAUUAAAGCUCUGUCUGAUGUGGAGCCUAAUGUGUUCCUGAGGCCCUUCCUGGAAGUUGUGCGUUCCGAAGACACCACCGGACCAAUCACUGGCCUCGCUCUCACCUCCGUCAACAAGUUCCUCUCCUAUGGCCUUAUAGACUCCAAUCAUGAAGGGGCAGCAGAGGGCAUUGAGAACAUGGCUGACGCCGUCACACACGCACGCUUCGUUGGGACUGACCCCGCCAGUGACGAGGUGGUGCUGAUGAAGAUCCUUCAGGUUCUGAGGACACUGCUGCUGACGCCUGUUGGAGCCCAUCUGACCAAUGAGUCUGUGUGUGAGAUCAUGCAGUCAUGCUUCAGGAUCUGCUUUGAGAUGAGACUCAGCGAGCUCCUGAGGAAGUCAGCAGAACACACACUGGUGGACAUGGUGCAGCUGCUCUUCUCCAGAUUACCCCAGUUUAAAGAAGAGGCCAAAAGCUUUGUAGGGGCCAACAUGAAGAAGGCUUACAAUAUCUUAUGGAAAAACAAACGAGUACAGUUGAAGAUGCGUGCAGGUGGGAUGAGUGAGUCGUCUAAAUGGAAGAAGCAGAAGCGUUCCCCCCACCCCCCUCGUCACAUGGUCCGCAGCUCGUCAGGACCAGUUGACGCCCAGUCAGUUUCCUCCUACCAAUCAGGUUUAGACCAGCAUCUGUCGGGUCUGACGGUGUCAGACAGCAUGCCCUCGUCCAUCUCCAGCCCCACCACAGACAGCGGUCUGGACUCGGGCUCCAAGACCACAUCCAGAGAGGACCUCUCAGAUCUGGACCAGGCAACCACACCCCUCAGCCCCUCUGCCUCAGAGUCCAGUGCACUCGAGUGUGCUGUGGAACGGGCCCAGUCAGCCUCAGUAGAGUCCAUCCCUGAGGUUCUGGAGGACCGGGACUCCGUGGCUGAUCAGUCGGACUCCGCCUCGGUCCACGACAUGGACUAUGUGAACCCGCGAGGGGUCCGCUUCACCCAGUCCACUCAGAGAGAGGGUGCAGCGUUGAUUCCCUACGGGCUGCCCUGUCUGAGGGAGCUCUUCCGCUUCCUGAUCUCUCUGACAAAUCCGCACGACCGACACAACUCGGACGUCAUGAUGCACAUGGGCUUGCAGCUGAUCACAGUGGCUCUGGAGGCCGCACAGCUCGCCCCCUACCAGUCACUGCUCGUCCUGGUCAAAGAUGAGCUCUGCAGACAUCUAUUCCAGUUGCUCAGUGUGGACCGUAUCAACCUGUAUGCUGCCUCCAUCCGUGUGUGUUUCCUGCUCCUCGAGAGCAUGAGGGGACACCUGAAGUUCCAGCUCGAGAUGUACCUGAAGAAGCUGAUGGACAUCAUAACGUCGGAGAACCCGAAGCUGCCCUACGAGAUGAAGGAGAUGGCCCUGGAGGCUGUGGUGCAGCUCUGGAGGAUACCCAGCUUCGUCACGGAGCUUUAUAUCAACUAUGACUGCGACUUCUACUGCUCCAACAUGUUUGAAGAUCUCACCAAGCUUCUCUCCAAGAAUGCCUUCCCAGUGUCUGGCCAACUCUACACCACACACCUUCUGUCUCUGGAGGCGCUGCUUACCGUGAUUGACAGCACCGAGGCCCACUGCCAAGCGAAGGUGCUUAACAGCGCUUCCCAGCAGGACCAAUCGGAGACGAUCACGGCUGAGGGGGAGGGAUCAGUCAGUGCGAGCACUGACACCAUGACAGUGGACGAUACUCCGACAGGCUGCACCAAUGGCCACACAGCAGAGUCUGAAACCACGCCCAUUUGCCCACCCACUAGUGGCUACCUGAUGGCAGAAAAAAUGAGACUGGGCCGACAAGACCAGGAGGAGACGGAUCCCGCUGAGAAGAAAUCCCCCAAGAAGCCACAGAGGUUCUCUAGCUAUCUGCCAGACUCCCAGGAACUCAACGACAUCAAGAACAAGAAGAAGCUCCUGAUCACAGGUACAGAGCUUUUUAACCAGAAGCAUAAGAAGGGCAUCCAGUUCCUGCAGGAGAAGGGUCUGUUGAGCAGCCCUAUGGACAACACCGAGGUGGCCCAGUGGCUCCGGGAGAACCCCCGCCUCGACAAGAAGAUGAUCGGAGAAAUCGUCAGCGACCGCAUGCACAUGGAGCUGCUCGACAGCUUUGUCAAUACGUUUCAGUUCCAGGGCUCGCGUAUAGACGAGGCCUUGCGUUUGUAUCUGGAGGCCUUCCGGCUCCCUGGAGAAGCUCCAGUCAUUCAUCGCCUCCUAGAAACCUUCACUGUCAACUGGCAUAAAGUGAAUGGGUCUCCCUUCGAAACAAAUGACGCUGGGUUCGCUCUGGCCUACGCUGUGAUCAUGCUCAAUACAGACCAGCACAACCACAACGUCCGCAAGCAGAACAUCCCUAUGACUGUUGAGCAAUUCAAGAAGAACCUGAAGGGGGUCAAUGGCUCCAAAGACUUUGACCAAGACAUGCUGGAGGACAUCUACAACACCAUCAAGAAUGAGGAGAUAGUGAUGCCAGACGAGCAGUCGGGGCUGGUGAAGGAGAACUACGUGUGGAGCGUUCUACUGCACCGUGGGGCCACCCCAGAGGGCGUCUUCCUGCACAUCCCGCCUGGCAGCUAUGACAACGACCUCUUCAGCAUGACCUGGGGCCCCACCAUCGCCGCCCUCUCCUACGUGUUCGACAAGAGCCUGGACGACACCAUCAUACAGAAGGCCAUCGCCGGCUUUAGGAAAUGUGCGAUGAUCUCCGCUCACUUUGGCUUCAGUGACGUGUUUGACAACCUCAUCAUUUCCCUCUGCAAGUUCACCACACUCAGUAGCGAGUCGGUGGAGAACCUGCCCACGGUGUUUGGCAGUAACCUGAAGGCUCAGGUUGCGGCCAAGACAGUGUUUAACCUGGCCCAUCGCCAUGGCGACAUCCUGCGUGAGGGCUGGAAGAACAUCAUGGACUCCAUGCUGCAGCUGUUCAGAGCCGAGCUGCUGCCCAAGGCCAUGGUGGAGGUGGAGGACUUUGUGGAACCGAACGGAAAGAUCUCUCUUCAAAGGGAAGAGACACCAUCGCAGAGAGGGGAGUCUGCGGUGUUGAGUUUUGUGAACUGGUUGACAUUGAGUGGAGCUGAGCAGUCAGGACCCAGAGGACCUUCCACAGAGAACCAGGAAGCCAAGCAGGCCGCACUGCUCUGCAUUAAGCAAUGUGACCCAGAGAAGUUGAUCACAGAGAGUAAGUUCCUUCAGCUGGAGUCGCUUCAGGAACUCAUGAAGGCUUUGAUCUCUGUGACGCCUGAUGAAGAGACAUAUGAUGAAGAGGAUGCUGCUUUCUGCCUUGAGAUGCUGCUUCGGAUUGUACUGGAGAACCGGGACCGAGUGUCGUGUGUGUGGCAGACGGUGCGAGACCACCUGUGCCAUCUGUGUGUCCAUGCCAAUGAGAGCUGCUUCCUCGUGGAGAGAGCAGUGGUGGGCCUCCUCAGACUGGCCAUCAGAUUACUGAGAAGAGAAGACAUCAGCUCACAGGUACUGCUGUCUCAGCGUCUCCUGUUGAUGAUGAAGCCUCACGUGUUGUCUCGCGUGAGCAGAGAGGUGGCCUAUGGUCUCCACGAGCUGCUCAAGACCAACGCUGCCAACAUCCACAGCACCGAGGACUGGUACACACUCUUCUCCCUGCUCGAGUGCAUCGGAGCGGGAGUCAAACCACCAGCGGCUCUGCAGAUGAGUGCAGGGAACACUGAUAAUGAUACAGGAGCACAGUCAGACAGUGAGGUGAGCUCAUACCACCCCAGUGAGGUGUCUGUGGACCGGGGCUACACAUCUGACUCAGAGCUCUACAACGAGCAACACGGGAAGAGCCGCAUCCCCCGCUCCACCACUGACGUGGAUGUGGCCAACAGCGGCUGGCUAGUGGUGGGUAAGGAUGACCUGGACAGCAGUAAGGGAGGGGCCGGUGGCUCUAAGCCUCUGACCUUCCCUCUGGUGAACCAGUACAGCCUGACCCUGGGCCAGGACAUGGGCCUGCACGACACCAAGUCCCUCAUCAAGUGUGUGGAGUCGCUCUCCUUCAUCGUGCGCGACGCUGCUCACGUCACGCCCGAGAACUUCGAGCUCUGUGUCAAGACCAUCCGCGUGUUUGUGGAGGCCAGCCUCAACGGAGGCUACCGCACUCAUGAGAAGAAGAAGAGCCACAAGUACGACUCCAAGUCGAGCCGCCUGCGCAAGAAGCCUCGUGAGAAGGAGGCCGCCUCCCGCCGUGCCAAGGCCAGCCAGCGCCUGUCCCGUUCCCAUAGUGACGACGAGGAGGACGAGGGCGUGCCAGCCAGCUACCACACGGUGUCUUUACAGGUUAGUCAGGACCUGCUGGACCUCAUGCACACACUCCACACGCGUGCCGCCAGCAUCUACAGCUCCUGGGCCGAGGAACAGCGCCAUCUAGAGGCAGCUGGCAGGAAGAUUGAGGCCGACUCCCACACACUGUGGACCAGCUGCUGGUGUCCUCUGCUACAAGGUAUGGCGUGGCUGUGCUGUGAUGCGAGGCGGCAGGUGCGCAUGCAGGCCCUCACCUACCUCCAGAGGGCGCUGUUGGUGCACGACCUGCAGACACUCGAUGCUGCUGAGUGGGAGUCCUGCUUUAACAAGGUGCUGUUUCCCCUUCUGACCAAACUGUUGGAUAACAUCAGUCCUGCUGACGUAGGGGGCAUGGAGGAAACGCGCAUGAGAGCUUGCACUCUGCUCUCAAAGGUCUUCCUGCAGCACCUGUCCCCUCUGCUGUCUCUGCCUACCUUCGCUGCCCUGUGGCUCACCAUCCUGGACUUCAUGGACAAGUACAUGCACGCAGGCUCCAGUGACUUACUGCUGGAGGCGAUCCCUGAGUCUCUGAAGAACAUGCUGCUGGUGAUGGACACGGCGGGCAUCUUCCAGAGCACAGACUCCCGCAGCGGCUACUCGGCACUCUGGGAAAUCACCUGGGAGCGCAUCGACUGCUUCCUGCCCAACCUUAGAGAGGAGCUCUUCAAGCAGGCCGUCAUGCCCGAGCCUGUGCCCAGUGUGCCAGCAGAGCCCCCUCAAGCUCCCUUCCCUCCCCCCACUGAGCCAAAGCCCUCCAGCCGGCCAGCCUCCCCCCAGGAGAACACAGCCCCACCUAGUGCCAACGGCACAGACAGAUUGUCCCCUGUGCCCCCCUCCACCCCUCCGAUGUCCAGCCCAGUGAAGAUGGCCUCCCCUGAGUCGCCCCCGUCUCUCUGCCAAUCACCUCUCAUCCUGCAGCCUCUGGCCUCGCCCCUACAGGUCGGCGUGCCGCCCAUGUCCCUGCCAAUCAUCCUAAACCCUGCCCUCAUUGAGGCCUCCUCUCCUGUUCCCCUUCUUUCCACCCCGCGACCUUCUGUCCCUACCGACCCCACAGAGGUCAAGUAACACCCCCGCCCCACUCCUCGACCCCCUUUCAACCCAUACCAUCAGUGCUGGAAAGGAAAUGAUAUAAUCACUCAGAAGGAAAUUACUUCACAAAGGGGCCUGUGACCGAAUGAAUCGUAACUGGCAGCAUGGUCACCAUAUACAGAAAAAUACAUAUUAAAAACUGAUGACCUACACACAAGCACACAUACACACACACACACACACACACACACACACACACACACACACUUACUUACUUUCUUUAAAAGCAGCAGUUCUGGAGCACUGUCAGGUGUAGCUGCGGUCUGGCUGUGUCCUCCUUGGUUCUAGUCUCUCCCUCUCAAACUCAGAUAUUUAUUAUUGUUAUUAUUACUAAGAUUCUUCUUCUUUAAGCUAGAGCCUGAAGGAGCAGCCUGGACCUAUGACCCAGUGCAGGACAGAGCCAACUGUCUGUGUAGACCUCUAACUAACAAUGGCCGAUUCACCCAGACCCCUGCGCGUGCCACACACACCAUGUCAGGGCUUAGACAGGACUGAAGCGAGCCACUCAGCCAGAUUAGGUACCGCAUGUUAGUGUACACAUUUAACUCUAGUCUCUACAGCAGGGGGCUCACUACCAGCUAAUAUGGAGCAGCAGUCAGAGAGGCAGUUAUUUUUUCAUUAUCACACACACACACACACACACACACACACACACACACCAUUAUAUUUUAAUAUGAAAUAGAGGACUACAACAUAAAAUCCUUCAGGAAAAUCCAAAGAGUUAAUUAGAUGAGGGCAUUGGAGACGUCCUUCUGGGCAUGACACUGAGCUGUAACCUGUUGAUGGUGGAACGGCCAUGUUUCAUGUGUCUGUCAAGUGUAGUAACAACCCUUCACAGAAUGGAAAGGGGAUGGUGUAUUGGAGAAUACAGCAGCUUUAGAGUUCUCAUUGCUCUACACAUGUCACCUGACCACGGAGCUUUUAUUAUGAUGCAGCAGCCGUUCUAGAACAUUCCUCCACAGGUGGGAGUGGUUAGUCGUGGCAGGGAGGGGGUUAUAGGGGAGGAAAGGGUGCUGCUAAUAGCUGAUCCAGCCUUUGAAUUCCAGAGUCAGGUUUUUAAUUUUAUUAUUGUCAUUUUUAUUAUUUUGAAAAUGAUUUCCACGUCUUAAAGAGAUUACUUAAAGGAGUUUUGUUGUGUGUAAUAUGAGUGGUUGUGUGGCAUGUCGAUGUGAUCUACCACGGUACUGGUCUUCUGUGAGAGUCCUGAGAGCAUCACUUCACACUGGAGGAGAACAUGGUCUCUCAGUCCUCCAUGGCCAUAGUCACAGGACAAAGCUGGUUCGACUUUCUCAUACCAUGACUUCAGGCAUAUUGGCCAGGAUCCAAUCCUAGUGUUUUGUCAGUGUAGUAAUUGUCACAAAUUCUUUGCGAGACUGAUCGUAUCUAUUACACAGUUUGAGAAAAUUAAGAAGAGUUCACAUUUGGUACUCCACAACUCCCCGCCACCUUUUUUUUCUGUGAAAAACAACACUUAAACUAGCUGGCAAAAGCCAUGUUUGUAGGAUAUGGCCGUGUGAGCUGGAAGUUAAGAGAGGAGACUCUCCGUAGACCAAAGUCAGUGUGAAAUCCUCCUGGGCUGCCCAGAGAAUCUCCCUCAACGUGGUGUUUAAAGCCUGUUGGACUCCACACGCCAGUAGCCUUACAGCAGUCUCCCCAGUACACACACACACACACACACACUUAUAUACACACACCACAUCGCUACAUCGGAAGGCAACGGCCCUCCCUUCUCUCUCUUUCACACACAUGCACAUCAGCAGAGAGAGGAAGGGAAAGGCUGCUUUGAAUCUUUCGUAAAGGAUGUGUUUAUUUAGACCGGAUCCACAUAGGGAACGCAGGACUGGAGAAAAGAGGGGCCGAGUCACCUGGAAGGUUCUCCCAGAGAACCUAGUUCCUGUGUCUCUUCCGGUUCCUGGCAGUUCCCACUGCGUAAGCUCAGUUCUGUCUGUUGUACUGCAAUCUUAGCCGAAAUCGAGAACUAAUUCUGAGCUAAACCUGGAAAUAUUGUGUAUAUAUAAAUAAAUGGUCAUGUACUUUUUAUCAUGUAAUAAAUAUAAGGUAAAGAACA
Molecule: messenger RNA, 7927 nt
Organism: Clupea harengus (Atlantic herring)
Lineage: Eukaryota; Metazoa; Chordata; Actinopteri; Clupeiformes; Clupeidae
Gene: gbf1
Product: golgi brefeldin A resistant guanine nucleotide exchange factor 1
Biological process (GO): regulation of ARF protein signal transduction
Molecular function (GO): guanyl-nucleotide exchange factor activity
Source: RefSeq, a predicted model, not a curated record